This is a messenger RNA of Penicillium malachiteum, 837 nucleotides long. RefSeq lists its product as uncharacterized. The coding region runs from base 1 to 837 and encodes 278 amino acids. NCBI's taxonomy places the organism in Eukaryota, Fungi, Ascomycota, Eurotiomycetes, Eurotiales, Aspergillaceae. The transcript is spliced from 2 exons. The record is from RefSeq and is a predicted model, not a curated record.
AUGUCGUGGCCCCGAUCCCACCUUCUAGAAAUUGGUGAAAAAUCAUGGUGUCCAUCAUGGCUCCAGCGACAUGAACAACUCGCCCUCACGAAAUUCUGGAGUUUGAGGAUUCCCGGGUGGAGCCAUGGAAGUCCCGCGACACAGGCAUGUGCAGUAAUGAAAAAGUAUCUGAGGGACCUUUCCUCCUACACGAUUAGAGAUAUCUGUGCUGGAGCUGGAGGACCCUCUCCAGUCAUGGAACUGGAGCUAAACAAGCAACUCGAACGCGAGGGCAAGGAGCCUGUUCAGUUUAUCUUGAGUGAUCUCUACCCCCACCAGGAAGAGUGGGCGCGCAUCUCGAAGAAACAAGGAAAUAUAUCGUAUAUCGCGGAGCCGAUCGAUGCUCGUGCUGUUCCUGCGGCUGAAAUAGCCUCGAAGAAAGAAUGUCGGGUAUUGAAUCUUUGUUUCCACCACUUUAGUGAUGAGGAUGCAGGGAGUAUCCUGAAAAACGCGAUUGAGUCCGCGGACGCAUUAAUUAUAUUCGAAAUGUCUGCCCGCGAUAUUUGGACGUGUCUGUUCUCAUUUUUGAUGGUAUUUUGGACAUGCCUCGUCACCAUUGUCUGGUACUGGUACUCACCCCUUCAUCUGUUCUUCACAUUCAUUGUACCUGUGGCGCCCAUUGCCAUCGGAGUUGACGGAUUUAUUUCCUGUUUACGAACUCGUACCUUUGAAGAAACUCGAAAGCUAUUGGAUCAGCCUGGUCUUGACCUCUCCGGGUGGACAUUUCAUAGUGGGAAACGCACUGUUCAAUUCCCAUUUAUUAUUUUGUACUACUAUGUUGGCAUUAAAUCGGAUUGA